Molecule: messenger RNA, 2717 nt
Organism: Hordeum vulgare subsp. vulgare (domesticated barley)
Lineage: Eukaryota; Viridiplantae; Streptophyta; Magnoliopsida; Poales; Poaceae
Product: vacuolar protein sorting-associated protein 9A-like
Exons: 8
Coding region: 58-1110 (350 amino acids)
Biological process (GO): vesicle-mediated transport
Cellular component (GO): cytosol; endocytic vesicle
Molecular function (GO): guanyl-nucleotide exchange factor activity; small GTPase binding
Source: RefSeq, a predicted model, not a curated record
CACACACACGAAAUUCCAAAUCUCUCCCUCUCUCUGCGGGCGGGCGGGCGGGCGGCGAUGGAGAGCCCCACGUCGGCGGCGUCGCGGGUGGACUUCUACGGCUUCCUCGACCGCAUGCGCCGCCCGGAGGCCGCCGGACUCUUCCGCUCCAUCAAGAGCUUCCUCGCCGCCCUCUCCCUCGAAGACCCCAGCGCGGAGGCGGACGGCGCCAGGGUCCAGGCCUUCUUCGCGGAGAUGGAGGCGGCCAUCCGGGGGCACCCGCUCUGGGCCGACGCCACCCACCAGGAGAUCGACCACGCGCUCGAGGGGCUCGAGAAGUACAUCAUGACCAAGCUGUUCGACCGCACCUUCGCGUCGUCGCCGGAGGACGCCGCGGCCGACGCCGAGGUCUCGGACAAGAUCGGCCUCCUGCAGCGCUUUGUCAGGCCUCAUCACCUCGACAUACCCAAGCUCCUCAACAACGAGGCUUCCUGGCUGAUUGCAGUUAAAGAACUACAGAAGAUUAAUUCCUUCAAAUCACCGCGGGAUAAGCUUCUCUGUAUGAUGAGCUGUUGCCAAGUCAUCAAUAACUUGCUGCUAAACGUGUCCAUGUCGAAUGACCGAACACCAUCUGGCGCUGAUGAAUUCCUUCCCAUUCUCAUUUAUAUUACCAUCAAGGCCAAUCCUCCUCAGCUGCACUCAAAUCUAAAGUUUGUUCAGCUCUUCAGAAGAGAAACUAAGCUUGUUUCGGAAGUCGAAUACUAUCUCACAAACCUCAUUUCAGCAAAGAUGUUUAUAAUUAAUGUUAAUGGCCAGUCGCUAUCAAUGGAAGAAACUGAGUUUCAGAAGCAUAUGGAAUCUGCAAAACUAGGUAAUCAAAUGUCUGUUGCUAGCCCUAGUAGUCCACAAGGGUUGGCUACAUCUACAAGGGGAUUACAGAAGCAAAUUGAUGCAGAAGGUUUCAAAUUCCCUUUCAUGGACUCAGAAAUCGAAAAUUUGACGCCAGAGGAACUCAAGCAGUUGCAUGGACUCUACAGGAAGACAGUGACCAAAUAUACACUGUUGUCUAAAGCCUUGAGAAAGUUAUCCAUAGAUGAGGAUCAGCUGCUUGCAUCAGUAGAUGAUUCAUGAACUGAUGCAGAGAUUAUUAUUUGUGCCACUUGACCGUUUGAACAAAAACAAGGCAGGUGGAGGAGAUUACAUACGUCUUGCAAGUGUCAAAACAUGCUAUCAAGACCUGGAGCCGCAUUCAUGUUAAUCUUGUCCUCAUUGUUCCCAAUAAGCCCAACUCUUUGGAAACAAUAUCAAAGUUCAAGAUAUAUUCCAGGAGGUACCAAACAAUGAGAAACAAAUCUAUUAUCACCUGGUAAUCGAUGAUUGGAUGAAUGGGUUUAUCAACUCACUGGCAGCUAAUGAAGCAGCAGAUCAGCAGCAGCUCAAGGCAGAGCGAACGAAGCAGCAGAUCAGCAGCAGCUCAAGGCAGUAUCUGUUCUUGGAUCUGGAUGAUACUGGGGAAGAAGCAAGUAGUUGACAAUCAGUCUGGGAAGUAGAUACCUUUGAGAGAAAUUUGUGUUGUACAACAAAACUGGGACACAAGCUUCCAUUUGAGUUUCUGAAGAUUGAUAUGAAGAACCUUCUCCUUGACUUGUUAUCGCAACUCCACCAGCAGAAACGGCCACUACCUGUCAAUUGUGAGCCAGCACCAGCGACAUUAACAUCAUACCUGCCAAUUGUGAGCUUGGCAUCAACAACAUUAAUAUCAUCCUCAAGAUAAAAAGCAUGCAGAUCAGAACAUCUAAUCCCAUUGGCCGCUAGAAAGGGAAAGUUCAAUUCUGGCCUGCCAUGUCGUCAUGGCAGUCCUCAUGGGCGAAGAGGAUCCUGCCCGCUGCGAUGUCGUAGACGAAUCGCGUGUCCACCUGCUGCAUCGUGCCGGUGAUGGUGAUGUGCUCGCUCGGCAUCACGGUAAGGCAGGCGUCAUGUUGGGUGAGGAUGAAGAGCUGCUGUGGCUGAAGCACGAGGUCAUCGUCCAAGUGCAGCGUCACCGUCGGCAGGUGCUUGGAGGCGGCCUGGGUCGCGCCGUGGAAGCAGACGUGGUACUCAUCACGCUCCACUUUCGGCAGCCCUAGCCUCCUGAUAUGCUCUUCCACGGCCUGCACCAGGAGGUCGUACGCGGGCUUGAUAAUCAUCGUCAUGCCCGUCCCAGGAUCGAUCACGGAACGCUGGACCACCUGUCGUCAUGCAAUUUGUGGCGCUGGAAUAACUCCCUGAUCCUGCCAUGUGGCAGGCUCAGUCGUAGCCCGUCGACACUGACGCCUGUGAGGCCGACGAAGUAGGGUCUGAACUCCGGGUCGGUCAUGCGCUUGUAGAGGAUCUUGGUGCUCCUCAUGUGCCCCGUGGCCGACACGUCGGCGCCGAACCGGAGGAAGCCGUGCAUGUUUGGAUGCCUGGGCCCAAGGAGGCAGUAGGAGAAGCGGUCGCCGUGCCCGUGCUGGUGGAGCUGAGUCCAGAUGAGGGACGGUUUCUGUUUGCCCAGGCCGAGGACACCGGCGAGCACUCCGUGGUUGUUGAACCGUGGUGGAACAACAAAAUUCAUAAUAUCAAAUGUAGAGAAACAUAACAAAAUAUAUAUAAUGUAUUACAUUCUUGUAAAAGCCGAACCUUUUAAGUUUGAUCAUAUUUGUAGAGAAACAUAACAAAAUUCAUAAUAUCAAAUCUGCACGAUCAAAUUCAUCAUGAAA